Melanotaenia boesemani (Boeseman's rainbowfish) is the source of this 1867-nucleotide messenger RNA. Its product is annotated as cAMP-dependent protein kinase inhibitor alpha-like. The record is from RefSeq and is a predicted model, not a curated record. Lineage: Eukaryota; Metazoa; Chordata; Actinopteri; Atheriniformes; Melanotaeniidae. Gene Ontology annotation, biological process: negative regulation of cAMP-dependent protein kinase activity. Gene Ontology annotation, molecular function: cAMP-dependent protein kinase inhibitor activity. The transcript has 3 exons. Bases 383 to 619 code for a protein of 78 amino acids. Gene Ontology annotation, cellular component: nucleus; cytoplasm.
UGUGUCUCUCGUCCAAUCGGCACUCAGAUGAGGGCUGCUGGCCGCUGAUUGGUCACAAAGAAGGAAGAUGCGACGUCCGUGGAGAAUCGAUUGAGGACUUUUCAAACCGUCCUGCUAAUGUGAUUGAUAAUCCACAUUUUUAUGCCUCGACACGUCGCGGUGUGAAGCGUAACCUGCCUGGAUUAUUGGCCGCGGGACGCUGACGGUGAUUUUUCUUCCUCAUUUCUUUGGUUUUAUGUAGUUUGUUCUGUGGGGUCGUUUGAUGUUAUGUCGGCCCGUUGCGCUGUUUUGGGUGAAGUCACUCCCCACACAAUGUAGCUUCGGGUUGUUACGCCAUAAGUGUCGUGACUAAAGGUGUUGCUGUGUGAACAAUGCACAAGCAAUGUCUGAUGUUGAGGCCACAUACGCAGACUUCAUCGCCUCUGGCAGGACGGGACGCAGGAACGCCAUGCAUGACAUCCUGCAGAGUCCCACCGACCCCGAGGGGCGAGAGCUGCCCCUCACCCUGUCUCUGUCCCAGCUGCACAUCAACACAGGAGGGGGAGAUGGAGACGACAUUGAGGACAGCCAGAUCUCCUCCGCUUCAUCCCAGAGGGAAGCAGAGCAGAGGAACAGCUAACCUACCACACACUGCUGCCAGCAAACAGAGAGCUGCAGGAUGGAAUCCAGGCGUCAUCAUGAUGAAUCUGUUUUUCCAGUGCGGGUUGGUAGCUGGAGGGUAGUACCAUCACUGCUGAUAUGGCUUUUAAAUGGAGCAAUGACCCCCAAAAUUCACUGUAGAGGUGCUGCAUUGUGAUCACUCAGUGCUCUUUGAGGCUCUGCUGUGAAGGAGAAUUCCUAGGGUGCUUUUUAGACUUGGAGAACACAGAAUGAGAGAUUUUUUUUUUAGUUCUUUUCAAGGUGAUUUUAUUUGUCCUUUAUUUUAAAUUCACAUACUGAAAGAGUGAGUAGGGGAUAGAAAGGUUCCCUAUGUGAGUUUUGUAGUAGUGCAAACAAUUUGCAAGACCACUGAGACAAGCUGAUGUGAUGGGUCACAGUGGGAGUAGCAUGUUUGUAGAGAUAGUGUUGCUGAUAGACUGUAUUGCCAGUUAAUGGCUCGUGCUUCCUUUGAAAUGGCAAUGCUACAGAUGUAUCUGGACUCAGUUGUAGUGGAAAAAAACAAACACUGACUCAUAAUAAGCUGCAUAUACUGUAUACUGAUGUGUGAUUACUGACUUUUAUACUAUUAAAAGCUGCAGGUUUUAGCAUUGUAGCAAGGUGUGAAAUUUCACUUGUUAGUGGUUUAUGGUGUAGGGUUCUUCAAGAUGUUUGUAUUUCUUUUUAAUUUUUUAACAAUGCCAUUAUAAUCACAACUGUUUAGGAGUAGUUUGUCAGGUUUGUAAAUACAUUUAUUCCAACUUAUGUCGAGAGUUAGAUGAGAGGAAGUGUCUUUAUUUGUAUCUGGGGCUCACUUGUUCUCUGUUUUAUUUAGAUGUAACAAACUCCUCCUGUGCUCACGUCAAAAGAUCAUCAGUUAACAUUACAGUUCUUCUGUCCACAUACAUUAAGUAAAAAAGUGAAUAUAACCCAGAUAUGGGUGCACCAGUGAGCACAGCAUCUAAAUGUCAAAUCAUAAAAUGUACUUAUCUUUACAGGAACUGCAAUAGUUUGAGGUUAAUACGUACAGGUUUUUUUUGUUCUUAUUCAUUAAACAUUAAACAUGCCUUUGACAAAGAAGCUUAAUGCUACAAAAUCAAUACAGUUAUAAUCACUGGCUCAAAAUUUAGAGAAUAUGCAAACAAUAAAGCCAAAUCAAGAAAGCUGUGAUUUUCUUCCUUUUUUUUUUUUUUUUUUUUUUUUUUGUCCACCUUAGUAAAUAGAGCCAGUU